AUGGAUAAGAGCUGGAUGAAAAAACCUAGGCAUUCAAAAGAGUAUGUACAAGGGAUUAACCACUUUUUGAAGUUUGCAUCCAAAGUAAAGACUUCGGAUGGGAUGAUUUCAUGUCCUUGUGAAAAUUGUGUGAAUUCAACUAUGCUUGCUGUCAACACUGUACGAGAUCACUUGGUAUCUUUUGGAUUUUGUAAUGGUUAUGAAUGUUGGUUCUUCCAUGGAGAACCCUUGACUACUGCUACAACUUCUUGUGAAACUAGUACAAGUCAUGUCCAAGAGAACUUGAAUGCACAAGAAUUCUUGAAUUCACAAGACAUUUCCACUGAAUAUGGUGAUAUACCUAAUAUGAUGCAUGAUUUGUUGCGUGGCCACAUAAUGAAUGAAUCUGGAGAUAAUAAUAAUUCUUCAGAACCACCAGAAGAAGUCCCAAAUGAGCAACAAUCUAGGCAAGGUCCUAAUCAAGAUGCACAAAGGUUUUACAGUUUAUUUAAAGAUGCUGAUCAACAUUUGUAUGAAGGGUGCAAGAAUUUUAGCAAGUUGUCUGCCAUUGUGCUUUUAUAUCAGUUAAAGUGUCUUAAUGGCUGGAGCAAUAAGUCUUUUACAAUGUUGCUCCAAAUUUUGAAAGAUAUGCUUCCUUUGGAUGCGAAGUUACUGAAAGACACAUAUGAGGCUAAGAAAAUUAUUAAGGAUUUAGGACUUGGUUAUGAGAAGAUUGAUGCAUGUAUAAAUGAUUGUAUGUUAUUUUGGAAAGAGAAUGCCAAUGAUGAAGAGUGUAAAGUCUGUCAUACUUCUAGGUGGGCAACAAAUGAGAAUGAUAAGAAGAAUAGUGGAAAUGAUAAGGAGAAUAAUGGGAAAGGUAAGGAGAAUAGUAGGAAAGAUAAGGAUAAUUUGACGAAUGCUUCACUCAAGACAAGAAAGAAAAAAGCUGCUAAGGUUUUGCGUUGGUUUCCUUUAAAGCCAAGACUACAAAGGUUGUUUAUGUCUCCUAAAACAGCUUCUUCAAUGAAAUGGCAUGUUAAGGGUCGCACAAAUGAUGGAAUAAUGAGACAUCCCGCCGAUUCUCUUGCUUGGAAAACAUUUGACAAUCAUUAUGUAGAUUUCUCAUCUGACCCUCGCAAUGUUAGACUUAGAUUAGCAGCUGACGGAUUUAAUCCUUUUGGGAAUAUGAGUACUAGUCAUAGUACAUGGCCGGUUGUUUUGAUUCCAUACAAUCUACCUCCUUGGAUGUGCAUGAAAAGAUCUUCUUUCAUGUUAUCCUUGCUUAUACCUGGGCCAAGUUCACCUUUAAAUGAUAUAGAUGUGUAUUUACAACCUUUAAUAGAAGAAUUGAAGGAAUUGUGGGAUGAUGGAAUAUCAACUUACGACGUGUCUUCUAAUGAGAAUUUCAAGAUGCAUGCAGCUUUGAUGUGGACGAUAAAUGAUUUUCCUGCAUAUGGUGAUUUAUCUGGUUGGAGCACUAAAGGGGCCUUUGCAUGUCCUUCUUGUAAUUUAAAUACUCGAUCUCAGUGGUUAAAAUAUGGAGGGAAAUAUUGUUAUAUGGGUCAUCGACGAUUCUUGGAAGAAGAUCACAGUUUCUGUAAAGAUAGAAAAUUUUUUGAUGGGACUGAUGAAAUGGAAAAAACUCCUGUUAUACCAUCUGGCAUUGACAUCAUGGUGCAAACUGAAGGCAUUAAUUGUAUUUUUGGGAAGAAAAAGACCAAAGUCCAAAAAAGAAAAAGAAAGAGAAAGGAAGACGUAGACCAAGAACCAAAAGGAUGGAAGAAGAGAAGUAUAUUUUUUGAAUUGCCUUAUUGGGAGAAUCACAUGUUGCGGCAUAAUCUUGAUGUGAUGCAUAUAGAAAAAAAUGUUACAGAUAAUGUACUUGGCACAGUGCUAGAAUUGCCACGCAAGACUAAGGAUAACUUGAAGACACGUCUUGACCUAAAAGAUAUGGGUAUAAGACAUACACUUCACCCAGAAAAAAGAGGAGAUGAUAAGACAUAUAUGCCACGAUCUUGUUUUACAAUGGUUCCAAAAGAAAAGGAUAGUUUCUUGAGAGUUUUGAAGAAAAUAAGAGUUCCAGAUGGCUAUGCUUCAAACAUUUCACGUUGUAUCCAACUUAAACAACGCAAAAUUUCUGGUUUGAAGAGUCAUGAUAGUCACAUUAUAAUGCAACAACUUCUUCCAAUAGCAAUAAGAGGAGCUUUACCAAAGAAAGUCAGUAUGGCUUUAAUAGAUUUAUCUUGUUACUUCAGAGAAGUAUGUUCCAAAGUCCUACAAGUAGAAGAUCUUGAGAAACUUGAGUCUCGAAUUGCAAUGACAUUAUGUGAAUUGGAAAAAAUAUUCCCUCCUUCUUUCUUUACUAUCAUGGUUCAUUUAGUCAUCCAUUUGGCCACUGAAGCAAAAAUUGUUGGACCAGUCCAUUACCGGUGGAUGUAUCCCAUUGAGAGGUAUCUCUUAAGACUUAAGUCUUAUGUGCGUAAUAGAGCUCAUCCAGAGGCCUCUAUUGCUGAAGGAUACAUUGCAGAAGAGUGCUUAAUAUUCUGCUCGCGAUAUUUGGAAUCCGUUGAGACAGUAUUCAAUAGACCCAUUCGAAAUGUUGAUGAUGCUACAGGAGCAAUGUCGAAUAUUCAACUUGAUUCAACUGAAUGGGUACAAGCACAUCGUUAUGUUCUAUUCAAUAGCAAUGAAAUUAUUCCAUUUCGCGAGUAA
Molecule: messenger RNA, 2691 nt
Organism: Quercus lobata
Lineage: Eukaryota; Viridiplantae; Streptophyta; Magnoliopsida; Fagales; Fagaceae
Exons: 2
Coding region: 1-2691 (896 amino acids)
Source: RefSeq, a predicted model, not a curated record